AUGAGUGAAGGCCUGGAACAGCCUCAGCAUGACACCAAUGCUUUACUCACAGGCAACGGAGGACAGGAAGGUGCAGCCACACUGAGGACUAUAGAGACGGGUUCGGGGAAGACGUACACCAUGGGAACUGGCUUCGACGUCAACAUCGGAGAGGACGAGCUGGGCAUCAUUCCCCGGGCCGUGAACCACCUGUUCAGAGGAAUCGAGGAGCGCAGACAGGCCGCCACUGAGCAGGGCAGGCCUGUUCCUGAAUUCAAGAUCAAUGCACAGUUCCUGGAGAUGAUUCAGUGUCUGAAGCUGGGCGCUCUGUCUCGCACCACCGCCAGCACCCAGAUGAACGUCCAGAGUUCACGCUCCCAUGCCAUCUUCACCAUCCACUUGUGCCAAGUGCGAGUCUGCUCCCCUGACAACAACGAUAACGCGACGGAUAACCGUCUGGCUAACGACUCAGAGAUCGAUGAGUUUGAGACUCUGACAGCCAAGUUCCACUUUGUGGACCUGGCGGGUUCUGAGAGAUUAAAGAGAACUGGAGCUACAGGAGACAGAGCGAAAGAGGGCAUCUCCAUCAACUGUGGGCUGCUCGCCCUGGGAAAUGUCAUCAGUGCUCUUGGAGACAGGAGUAAGCGCUCCACUCACGUGCCUUACAGAGACUCCAAACUGACCCGGCUGUUACAGGACUCACUAGGUGGCAACAGUCAAACUGUGAUGAUCGCCUGCAUCAGCCCGUCAGACAGGGACUUCAUGGAGACCUUGAACACACUAAAAUACGCCAACCGGGCACGGAACAUCAAGAACAAGGUGAUGGUGAACCAGGAUAGGGCCAGCCAGCAGAUCAGCGCCCUGAGGACAGAGAUAGCACGACUGCAGAUGGAGCUGAUGGAGUACAAGACUGUAAGAGCGCGGCACAGGGAAGAGACCCAGAAGGAUUGGAAGAAUCUCAGUGACAACCAGGAAGAGCUUGAGGAGGGGGCGGAGUGA
This is a messenger RNA of Neolamprologus brichardi, 978 nucleotides long. NCBI's taxonomy places the organism in Eukaryota, Metazoa, Chordata, Actinopteri, Cichliformes, Cichlidae. The record is from RefSeq and is a predicted model, not a curated record.